Molecule: messenger RNA, 1068 nt
Organism: Pseudopipra pipra
Lineage: Eukaryota; Metazoa; Chordata; Aves; Passeriformes; Pipridae
Gene: ECRG4
Product: ECRG4 augurin precursor
Exons: 4
Coding region: 16-849 (277 amino acids)
Biological process (GO): cellular senescence; regulation of cell population proliferation; G1 to G0 transition
Source: RefSeq, a predicted model, not a curated record
GUCAGAAAAGCCAUCAUGAACCGCUGUCGGGUCUUUUCCAUUCUCGCUGGAUUGAUUACGUGUAACACCAAAAACAGGCGUUGCUGGCAAGUGGCCGAGCACACGGGUGGGUGCCUGGUCCUGCCCAAACGAAUCUCGCUGCACCUCCAAGCGCGGGAUGCACAAUCCCACGGAAGUCCGCGGAACUCCACCCGACGCCGGGGAGCUGCCGGGGCCAGGAGCGCUGCCUCUGGACCCGCCCUCCCCUCUCCGGCCCUGCCGCCUCCCCGCCCCUCCUCGUGGCGUCGGGCCCCUUCCCUCCGCUUCGGCUCCUCCGUCCCUGCCUCUAUCUCCAUCCUCUCCGUGUCCUCCCGCACAGGUGGGUCUCCUCGCCUCGCCGCCCCCGCCGCGAUGCCGCCCCCGCGUCCCCGCGGGGCCCUGCCCGGGGCGUCCCUGCUCCUCCUGCUGCUCCUCCUGCUCCCGCUGCUCUGCGCGGCCCCCGAUGUUUCAAGGGGAAAUAAGCUUAAACUGAUGCUUCAGAAACGAGAAGCCCCUGUUGCUGCAAAGCCUGAGGUGUCAGUGAAGGAAAUGGCAGCCAAGGAGUUCCUGAGCAGCCUGAGACGCCAGAGGCGCCAGCUGUGGGACAGAAGCCAGCCUGAUGUACAGCAGUGGUACCAGCAGUUCCUGUACCUGGGAUUCGAUGAGGCGAAAUUUGAAGAUGACAUCUCCUACUGGACAAACUUAGGGCGUGCUCGUAAUGAAUAUUAUGGUGGGUACUACCAGCACCACUACGAUGAAGAUUCUCCAAUUGGCCCACGAGAUCCACACAGCUUCAGGCACGGAGCAGGCGUCAACUAUGACGAUUACUAAAGUCAUUUAUCCUACUACAGCUGGUGCCUGUAGGGCUGCACUGGGCAAAAGUGAGUCCUCCCUCGGUCAGAAUGACCCCGCUUUCUUUCUAUUCAUGUCAAACAGCAAGAGUAAAGGAACUGCCAGACUUUGAUGAAAGCAACAUGAUUUUAACUACCAUUACUUAGUAGUACACUUUAUAUAAAGUGUUUUAGAAAUAAAGCUUUUUCGAUAAAAUAA